GAAAGAGCCGUAUAUAUUUUGCAAUAGUUUAAAAUAUUUUGAUCCAUUUGCGGGAACGCAUCCCGCUAGUUGGUCCAGUUGCUCGAAACAGCCAAGAUGGUCCUGGUACUCUUGCUGGCGUUAUCUGUGGCAUUGGUGUCUGCUAAUGCAUUACCAAAUUUACCAACCCGAAACACAAUCUUUGUGGAUGAGCAACUUCCAGAUGGGCCUUUUGAACAUAUGAACAAAUUUGCUGAUGUUGCCGUAUUCAACGAUGCCGGCAACCCGUACCGACUACCCACUGAUACUGUGCCUAGUCACUACAAUAUUCGAUGGGCAAUCCAUAUUACUAACUUCACUUAUACAGGCGAGGUCGAAAUCUUUCUAAGGGCUACAAGACCAGAAGUUCAUGAAGUAGUUAUACAUUCCAGCCACACCGAACUUAGAACAAUAAGUCUCACUAAAAGCGAUGAAGUCAUCCCGGCAACUAGCUUUUUGGAUGCAGAGUAUGACUUCGUGCGAAUUCGGCCUAAUACGAAUUUGGAGUAUAAUGCAAGUCUCCCACUUUCCGAUCAAACGGAAUACAAGCUAACCAUUAAUUUCGAGGGUACAAUGCGUACUGAUAUGUUUGGUAUAUACCAUAGUUGGUUCAAGAAUCCUCCAGACAACACAACACAUUGGAUGGCUUCAACGCACUUUCAGGCCACAGCAGCUCGUUUUGCUUUUCCCUGCUACGAUGAACCUAAAUUUAAGGCUACGUUUAAUAUCACAAUACGCCGUCCUUCAACACACAAAAGUUGGACAUGUACUAAACUAGAUCAGAGUGUUCCCUAUGAUCAAAUAGGCUAUGAUUACGUGGAUGAUAUAUAUCACAAAACACCGAUAAUGCCAACUUACUUGUUAGCCCUUGUAGUUGCGGAUUAUAGUACCCAUCCUAGUAACAAUGAACUCUACGAAGUUAUUGCCAGAUCAGGAGCAAUUGAUGACGGACAAGGGCUGUAUGCUUAUGAAGUAGGACAAGAGCUUCUUCACACAAUGAGUGAUAUAACUGAUAUUGAUUUCUACAGCGUCAAUCCAAACAUCAAAAUGACACAAGCCGCUAUUCCGAACUUCUCAGCAGGUGCUAUGGAAAACUGGGGUUUGCUGGUUUAUAGGGAAGCUUACCUGAUGUACCACGAGGAACAUACGAACAAAAAUCUUAAACAAUUAAUUGCAUACAUUUUGUCUCAUGAAAUUGCCCACAUGUGGUUUGGAAAUCUUGUUACUACAGAUUGGUGGGAUUCGUUCUGGCUCAAUGAAGGUUUUGCACGAUAUUAUCAAUACUUCCUUACAAACGAGGUUGAAACCGAUAUGGGGUUCGAAACUCGUUUUAUUGUAGAACAAGUACAUACUUCUCUUCUCAGUGAUUCUGCGAACAAUCCUCAUCCUCUUACUAACCCCGGUAUUGGCAGCCCACGGGCUGUUAGAGAAAUGUUCUCCACUCUUACUUAUAACAAGGGUGCUUCUGUUAUAAGAAUGACUGAGCAUUUACUUGGCAGUGAUGUUCACAAGACUGGUCUUCAAUAUUACUUAAAAGCCAACGCCUUUGGAACUUCACUUCCCAUUGAUCUUUUCAAUGCACUGCAAGAGGCUGGAGACGAAAAUAAUGCUUUCGCCUUGUAUGGUUCAGAUUUCUCGCUGGCAGAGUAUUACAGAUCAUGGACGGAACAACCAGGGCACCCUGUACUAAACGUGCAAGUUGAUCAUUCGACCGGUGUCAUGACCAUCACCCAGCGUCGCUUCAAUAUCAACAAUGGAUUUUCGUCAACGAUCAACAGCAACUACAUCAUUCCUGUUACUUUUGCUACGCCUACAGUAAACUCCGACUUUAAUGAUACUAAACCUACGCACAUCCUCAGUGACACUGUUACUGUUAUCAACCGUGGAUCCAUUGGUGACGAGUGGGUCAUAUUUAAUAAGCAACAAAUAGGUUUCUACAGAGUGAACUAUGACCCAUAUACUUGGAAUCUCAUUGCUAUUGCUCUUAGUGGAUCUGAUAGAACACUUAUUCAUGAAUAUAACAUGGCACAGAUUGUAGAUGAUGUAUUUCAAUUUGCUCGAUCUGGUCUCAUGACCUACACAAGAGCUUUCAGCAUUUUAUCGUUCCUGAAGAGUGAGACAUCCUACGCCCCGUGGGUGGCCGCUGUAGCUGGUUUUAACUGGCUAAGGAACAGAUUCGUUGGUACUAAUCUAGAGGCUCCUCUCAAUACAAUGAUCGCUGAUUGGGCUACUGAAGUAAUGAGUACCAUUGGUUAUACCGAGGGCGAAAACGAAACUUUUAUGACGAGUUAUCUUCGGUACCAACUGGCACCACUUAUGUGUAAUAUUGGCGUUGAUGCUUGUCUUCAAGAGGCAAAAAAUGCGCUGGACAACUUGCUUAUAAAUGAAAUCGAAGUUCCAGUUGAUAGUCGCGUCUGGGUGUACUGCAAUGGCCUUCGCCAAGGUUCAGUCGAGGAUUAUACCCGUUUGUGGAAUAGAUUUGAGUCGCACAACGUCUACAGCGAGAAGUUUGUGCUUCUGCAGACCCUCGGUUGCACACCCCAUGUUGAGUCAAUUAAUAGUUUCUUGGAUGCCAUCGUUCAACCGAAUGAACUGAUUCGUCGGCAAGACUAUAACUCUGCUUGGAGCUCUGCUGUAUCCGGCAACGAAGGAAACACUCUUAUCGUCUUCGAAUACAUCAGGGAGAAUUUGCAAGCAGUUAUUGAUGCGUUUGGUGGAGCAAAUGGACCAUUGUCAUUCGUGUAUUCUAGACUGAGAACCGAGGCUGAUGUCAACACUUUCCUAUCAUGGGCGGCUGAUAAUGAAGCGAUUUUGGGUGACGAUUACAAUACUGUGGUUAAUGGUGCGGGUUCUGUGCUCACGAGCUUCGAGUGGGCAGCGACCAACGCUGAUGACUUGCUGAACUACAUUCAAGGCCCUGAGAUUGUUUUUGAGACAACUUCAUCAACAACCACAGAGGCUCCAACCAUCGACACUUCUGAUAGGCCGACCCUAGUCGAACCCGAAGCACCGGAAUUACCUGACUCUGCGUCCACCACUUUCCUUUCCACCGUUUUCGUUUUCAUGACCUUAGUUAUCACAUUGUUACAUAGUGUGUAAAUCCUAUUUUUGAACUCAUUUUCCAGUUAUUUGUAAUAUACACCAUCGUUAUUAUGAGUUUGUGCAGGUAUUGCUACCCUAAUGCCUCCUUUACCAUGUAAUAUAAAAAUAUAAAAUUGUUAUCUUUUAGACCUGUAUUGAAAAGUUAUUUAGUUAAUAAAAAUCUUUUUAACAAUC
This is a messenger RNA of Pectinophora gossypiella (pink bollworm), 3294 nucleotides long. RefSeq names its product membrane alanyl aminopeptidase-like. Bases 97 to 3117 code for a protein of 1006 amino acids. The transcript is spliced from 15 exons. Gene Ontology annotation, molecular function: zinc ion binding; peptide binding; metalloaminopeptidase activity. Lineage: Eukaryota; Metazoa; Arthropoda; Insecta; Lepidoptera; Gelechiidae. The record is from RefSeq and is a predicted model, not a curated record. Gene Ontology annotation, cellular component: cytoplasm. Gene Ontology annotation, biological process: proteolysis; peptide catabolic process.